Melopsittacus undulatus (budgerigar) is the source of this 5060-nucleotide messenger RNA. It is a transcript of the gene ARHGAP1, whose product is annotated as Rho GTPase activating protein 1. Gene Ontology annotation, biological process: negative regulation of endocytic recycling; small GTPase-mediated signal transduction. Bases 189 to 1502 code for a protein of 437 amino acids. The record is from RefSeq and is a predicted model, not a curated record. Gene Ontology annotation, cellular component: cytoplasm. NCBI's taxonomy places the organism in Eukaryota, Metazoa, Chordata, Aves, Psittaciformes, Psittaculidae. Gene Ontology annotation, molecular function: GTPase activator activity. The transcript is spliced from 13 exons.
GGAGCUCAGAGCUGGUACAGUGAGCGUAUCAGGCAGGGGCUGGUGUAGCCUGUCGCCUUCCUCAGCAUCUUGCUGCUGCUCCAUUUCAGGAGAGAAACUGCUCCUCGCAGAGCUUUGGCCAAGCAGGGACUCCGAGAGGGUUGUCCUUGUUGUAGAUACUGCAAAAUAACCCACGGUGUUUGGGGACCAUGGCUACAGACCCGCUCUCAGAGCUUCAGGAUGACCUGAACCUGGAUGAUACCAACCAGUCCCUCAGCCAGCUCACACUGGCCUCCAUAGAUGAUAAUAGCUGGCCAGCAGAUGAAGCCCCUGCUUUUCCUAAGUCGGAGGACUCCACAGGCUCCCCUGUGCCCGUCACUCACCUGCAGUGGGAUGAUCCCUACUAUGAUAUCGCCAGGCACCACAUUGUGGAAGUAGCAGGUGAUGACAAAUACGGAAGGAAAGUCAUUUUGUUCAGUGCCUGCCGAAUGCCCCCAAGUCAUCAACUUGAUCACAUGAAACUGCUGGGGUACCUGAAGUUCACACUGGACCAGUAUGUGGAGAGUGAUUACACACUGGUGUACCUGCACCACGGCCUGACCAGUGAGAACAAGCCAUCCCUGAGCUGGCUGCGGGAUGCCUACAGGGAAUUUGAUCGGAAGUACAAGAAGAACAUCAAAGCCUUGUACAUUGUGCACCCAACGAUGUUCAUCAAGACCCUGCUGAUUCUCUUCAAGCCUCUGAUCAGCUUUAAGUUUGGACGGAAGAUCUUUUAUGUGAACUUCCUUAGCGAGCUGGAGGAGUAUGUGAAGCUGGAACAGUUGGGGAUCCCAAGCCAAGUGCUGAAAUACGACGAAUAUCUGAGAUCCCUGCAGAAACCUUCACAAGUGCCCCUGAAGCCAACCCCUCCACGCCCACCGCUGCCAAACCAGCAGUUUGGAGUCUCGCUCCAGCUUCUCAGGGAGAAGAGCCCUGAUCAGUCGCCUGUUCCUCUGGUGGUCAGAGACACCAUUGCUCACUUGCGGGACCAUGCUCUUACCACAGAGGGGAUUUUCCGGAGAUCAGCAAAUACACAGGUUGUCAGGGAGGUCCAGCAAAAAUACAACAUGGGUGUUCCUGUAGAUUUCCAGCAGUACGAAGAUGUCCACCUCCCUGCUGUGAUUCUCAAGACCUUCUUGAGGGAGCUUCCUGAACCCCUGCUCACUUUUGGCCUCUACAGCCAUGUUGUCAACUUCCAGAGUGUGGAGGAGGAGAAUCGUGUGGAUGUUGUUCGCAAAACACUCCAGACUCUGCCAGAAGAGAACUACCAAGUGCUCCAUUUACUGACUGCCUUCCUGGUGCAGGUCUCUGCUCACAGUGACAAAAACAAGAUGACAAACACCAACCUAGCAGUUGUGUUUGGCCCAAAUCUGCUGUGGGCCAAAGAUGUAGCCAUCACCCUAAAAGCCAUCAACCCCAUCAAUACCUUCACCAAAUUCCUGCUGGACCACCAGAAGGAGCUCUUUGAGGAUGUGGAGGCUUGAAUCCAGGCCAGCCCACACCCAGCACACUGUGCUCACCUUCCCACCUCCUUUCCCACCUUGUCUUGGAGCUGUGACCGAGCUGACUCCAGUGUAAAGGGACUAUUGAUCCUCUGGGUGAUGAGCAGAGCGAGGGGUGUGGAGAUGGUGGCCAAAGUGUGUAAGUAAGCGAGCAGAGACCCACUGCUCGGGAUGGGGAGGGGAGCUGGUCUCCCUGCUGCUCCGAGUGGAGUCCUGGCCCCCCUGCCAGUCUGUGCAGCUCCUCCAGGGCUCAUCACCAGCCUGCUGCCCUAUCAGAUGCCCUGCCUCUUUCUUCCUUCCCUUUCUGCCCUCCUGGUCCCUUCCUCAGCAAAGACCUUUAUUGUUUCAGCUCCCAGUAGCCCCAGCUCACCCCCUUGCCUCUGCUGGGCUGUCUGGGUGAGGGCAGCUUGCUGGGUUUGUGGUAGAGAUGUUCUUGUUGCAGUGCCAUCCCUCAGCACUGAGCAUGCAUCUGCCUUUCCCCAGUGGCACCUAAGGCAAGGAGGGAGCUGGGUAGCUCUUGUGCUUGUCCUGCACUUGCAAACAACACUCCAGACCCCAUAGUUUUGGCAGGCAAGUGAAGGACAGGCUCACAGCACAUGGGCUGUGUUACUGGCCAGAUUCCAAUACAAGGAAGCUGAAUUUAGCCCAAACCCCUCUGGGGUCCCCACUCUUGAUACUGUUCAGUGUUUGCUGGGGUGUAAUGGGUGAGGUGCCUCCCACAGUUACCCACCUCAAGCGUUGCUGGUCCCUCCGGCAGCAUUUCCAGCCCUGCUGGGAAGGUUCAUGCCAGGCCUGGCUGUGUGGUGGGGCUCUGAUGGCUGCAUGAGUCUGAAGGGCAGGGAGCAAGUGCCCUGGGGACACUGAACCUGCUGCACACUAUGAGCAUCACUGCCUCUCCCUGGGGCAGCCACACAAAGCCCCUUUGCUCUGUCAGAUGUGUACAUCUAUGCUGAUGGCACAGACACCUUGGCUUCUUGAGCAGGACUCUCCCCAGCACAACAUAACAGAGCAUGGCCUUGAGGGAAGAUGUAGGGACUGGGGCUCAUCCUCACCCUGGAGUGCACCAGGCUGGGCUUAUGUUUCUGCCCAAGUGCUGAGUACUCGUGUGCCAAAGCUGUGAGGGAGCAGCUAUUCCAUGCCAAGGGCCUUUGCCUUGUCUCCUCCUCAGUUCUGAGCUACCUUCCUUCUGUCCUCCCAUGGAAGCCUGCUCAGAUGCAUCCUGCAUGCCCUGGGCAUGGCUGGAGAGGCUGGGUUGUCUGCAGGGCAGGCUCAGAGCAGGGUGGACCUGCUACCUGUGAGAGCAUCACGGUUGGGUCUGGGUUGCAGCGUUCCCAUUACCUGAGCUGAAAGAGAUCCCUCUCCUCAGCCUGGUGCAGCAGGGUGUUAGCAGGGAGCUUCUAGCCUUAUCUUACUGGUGUGUUGUAUCUUUGUAUCUCGUGCCCCGCGUGCCUGGGCCAGGCCCCUGUUGCUGCAUCUGCCCACAGGGACAGAUCUUUUUGGACCAAGCAGAAUUAUUCUAAAUAGCUACUGAAUGUAAAAUAGCAUUUGCUUUGUUGUAGUAUUUUAGCCUGCCUUUAAACACUGACAAGGGUUGGUGCCCCAGCUGUAAGCAAAGUAAGUGUCAUCUGCGGCAGGCUUUAUGGAAAUGGUGCUUAUUGUUGAGCUCUGGAAUGGGGAUGGGUGAGGACACAGGCAGCUCUGUGCGGCAGCACUGGUCCAUGAAGGAGGAACAGCAACAUAUACAUGGGAAUAGUGAGCAAGAACCUGAGCAUCACUAAGGCUGGAGUAGGAGGUGUUUGAGGAGAGGGCUGGGGUCUCAUCCCGUCUAGAUAGUGGGGGACUUUGUCCUAUGGAGUCUACAAGGCUGCUUAGUCUCCCUGUUCCAAUGCCCGUGUUAUUAACGUAGCUCCCUCUUUGUCCAGAAUAGGAAUGUUUUAGAGGUGGAGACACUCAGCUCCUAAUUCACCUGUGCUCUGUGUUAGAGGAAGUUAGCCGGGCUGGUGUGCUGUGCAGGAGGGAUGGAUGGCGUGGAGGGGUGUACCUGCCCCAGCGUUUGCUUUAAGAGGCCCCAGUGUUUGCUCUAAGAGGCAGGGAUUUCUGGACAGCCGGGGAGGAGUGUGGAGGCAAAGGGAGCCCAGUGCAGCCCCUCUUCCCCUGCAGGCACCCUGUGCUGUGCAGGCUUCAGUUUGGGGAUAGACUUGAUGCUCCAAUUAGAUCUGAGCUGACACUGGCCUCGCUUACAUCCCCCUAGAGGAAAGGCAAUCCCAGCUUGCUUCCCCUGGGACAAACAAGGCCAAUGUUGGCAGCAUGGAUCGGGAAGUGCCUGCUUGCCAGGGCAGGAGGCCUUGGCCCUGUGUGUAGCCCCAGCUCCCAGGGGAGGCUGUCACAUUCCAGCCACACAGAGCAGCAAGGACCAUUCCCUUCAACAGUGAAGGGAGCAGUGCUGGGGUAGCUUAGCAGAGCAGGGAUUGCUGGAAGUGUCCAUGUUCUGGCUGGAAUUUGGUGGGUGCUUCUUUUUAAUUUUUUAAUUUUUUUUAAGUGAAUUCUUGAAAUAAUCUUUCCUUUUUUAGCCAAAUGGAGACGGGCGCAUCCCCUGCAGGCAGGGAUAAAAGCCUGCUCCAGUUCAGUGCCUGCAGGGAGCAGAUUUGGAAGGGCAUUCAGGAAGCUGCUGCUGCGCACGGUGGGAAAGUGCUUGCAAAUCCUGGAAGGGACCCAGUGUAAAUAUCCCUUUGUCUGCUGCUCCUCAUGCCGGAGCUGCCAGGGGCCCUGGGACAGGCACGGGAACCGGGGUUGCUUUUGCUUCUGCAGUCUGCUCUCCUGGAGGCCUUGCAUUGAAACACCCCUCUGUGACUUGAGCAGGGAGCUGCCUGAGGCUGCCUCAGCCUGUGCUGCGUGUGUGCCCACCAGAGCCUGCAUCUGCCCGGAACAGGCGCUGAAAUUCCCUCUGUUCCUGGGCAAAGAGCCUCUGCACACAGCCAGGCUGUGGCAGGCUUGGGUGUCUCUGCCACAUACAGGUGCAGGCAGUAUCUGUUUAGGGUGCUGGUCUUUGUUCUCCUUGCUGUAGAGCUGCCCAAGGGUCUCUUCCCUGUCUUUCAGGUUAGCUGUUAGCCAUUUCUCCCUGUGGGGGUACUUGUUACACUUCAACCCUCUGCUCUUUAGCAUCUCAACCAUUCCCCUCUGCUUAAGCCUCCUGCUGUCUUAUCGGCCUCUGCUCCCUGGCCCACGCUGUGUCCUGACACCAGAGCUGUCGGGGGGCACAGGGGUGCAGGGGCCAGCUGGAUGCCUUGUGGCAACGUUUGCUGUUUGAGAGCUGAGGACCACUUUGGUCCUUGUUACCUUUCAUGCACGGGGGCUCCUGUGCGUAACUGUUGGCUUUUGCUUUUGUUGCUGGUGUUCCUUGCUGCCUUUUCUGUUGAUGUUCGGGAGGUGCAGGCUGGGGUUUUCACAGUUCACAGUUUGUUUUCUUCUGAUCUGCACCAAUCUUGUAUUUCACAGUUUGCACUUUUUGUAUUUCAAUAAAAUUCAAAUGGUAAUCCCAGA